This is a messenger RNA of Penicillium angulare, 729 nucleotides long. RefSeq names its product extracellular serine rich protein. The transcript is spliced from 3 exons. The coding region runs from base 1 to 729 and encodes 242 amino acids. The record is from RefSeq and is a predicted model, not a curated record. NCBI's taxonomy places the organism in Eukaryota, Fungi, Ascomycota, Eurotiomycetes, Eurotiales, Aspergillaceae.
AUGCGUUCCUUCAUCACUGCUGCUAUUCUCAUUACUGGUGUCGCGGCCCAAUCGGUCGACGAAUACCUCAAGUGUGCCGAGGCCGCUCUCGACGGAGUCGACACCUCAAGCCUGUCAGACUGCAGCGACAAGAGCAGUAAAGAAUGUCUCUGCGCCAACCCCGACGCCAUCACUAAGCUCACCGACGCGGCUUCCGACGCCUGCGGUGAUGCCGGUAUCGAUGUUUCCGAGCUCCAGAAGUCCCUCUGCUCUGACAGCAGUGUCGCCGCUCCAGCCCGCCACGCAAGCAACCCCAUGGAGCCCGCUAACAUGAACGCCCUGCACAUGUCUGGUGAGCGCGCCUAUGCACCCCCCGUCGCCGCAGAGGCCGCCGCUCCCCGCGUGAUCUACGUGACCGAGACAAAGACCGAGUGCGGCUGCAAGGCUACACCCGCCCCGGCCUUUGAUCCUAAGCAUCUCUCUCACAUCCCCGUCAAUGUACCCACUAGCAGCAGCAUGGGCCCCAUGGCCUCCAUGUCCGCGCCACCAAUGUACUCGAAAGGUAUCCUUGUUGGAGGUUCCUCUUCGUCUCGUGUCUUCGGUGCCCAGAUGUCUGCUACACCUACACCAUCUGGUGCUAGUGCAAACCGCUUCAAUGCGUUCGAGGGUGCUGCGCCUAAGGUCAGUGCUAUCCACGGUUUCGCUGUGGCUGGUGUUGCUGCUGUCAUGGGAUUCAUGGUUGCUCUGUAA